AUGCCAAUUCGCCUAGAAGGAAGCUGUCAAUGCGGCGGCGUGCAAUUCGCCGUCGACUCCAAGACGCCCGUUCCAUAUCAACUCUGCGCCUGUAGUAUUUGUCGGAAGGUUGGUGGGUAUGGUGGGAGUGUGAAUUUGGGUGGGAUCGCAAAUAGCCUGAAAGUUUCCAAUGGGGAAGAGUUCAUUAAAAAAUACUCAGCAAUCAAAGCACGCGGCACACCUGACGAACAGCGCUGCUCAUCGGAGCGCAACUUCUGCUCGAACUGCAGUACCAUGCUGUGGUUGUGGGAUCAUCACUAUCCCGAAUUGAUUCAUCCGUUCGCGUCUGCAAUUGAUACGGAUUUGCCGGUUCCCAAGGAGAUGGUUUGUGUUAUGGGCGGCUCGAAGCCGGAGUGGGUGCGGUGGCCGGAGGGAGCGAAGAGUACACAUGAGACGUUUGGAGGGGAUAGUCUGGAGGGAUGGCAUAAGAAGCAUGGGUUGUUUUACGACUAG
Aspergillus chevalieri is the source of this 492-nucleotide messenger RNA. RefSeq names its product GFA family protein. Gene Ontology annotation, molecular function: carbon-sulfur lyase activity. The transcript has 3 exons. Bases 1 to 492 code for a protein of 163 amino acids. The record is from RefSeq and is a predicted model, not a curated record. NCBI's taxonomy places the organism in Eukaryota, Fungi, Ascomycota, Eurotiomycetes, Eurotiales, Aspergillaceae.